AUGAUCAGAAAGUACAUUGAGAUGUGUGAAGACACUGUACACACAAUUGAAUACCAAUCAUCCAAUAGUAGCAGAGACCUAUUGGAGUUGUCAGUUCGCAGACACUAUAUGUUGACCAAGGACACGCCAGAACAAGAGCUAAUACGCAUUGGAUCGUUUUCUCAAAACAGUACCCUGGAGCAUCAAUCCAAACAAUGCAAGGCGGUGGAACUUGAAGUUAAUAUUCACAGUUACACGUCUAGUCCAGAUAAGGAGGGAGCAUUCCAGCUGUACUACCUCAAUACCAAGAUGGUACCAUUCUCACUCACAAUCGAAGCUGACAACAUGAGGGAUGUGGGAAGAUUUCUCCCAAAGUGCGCCACAUCACUCUCAUCACUGACCAUCCAACUUUAUGACAUUGAACGAUUGAUCAAAGCAGAGGUUGGUGGAGCAUUGGAGACAGAAAUAUCAAACCUUGUGACCGAUCUCACUGAUCAGGCAAUCUUCCCUGCACUGAACAGAGUGUCAUUGAUGAUGAUUCUGCAGGAUGGACGUAAAUGUCCACUCAAUCGUCAAGCAAUCUCCAGUCUGUCCACCAUUCUCCAAUUCCAGCCAAUAGAAUAUGACUAUCCAAUUACAUUCGAAAGGGUACUGUCUGACGUUGCUGUCGUCAAUCAUUAA
Acytostelium subglobosum LB1 is the source of this 660-nucleotide messenger RNA. RefSeq lists its product as hypothetical. The coding region runs from base 1 to 660 and encodes 219 amino acids. The record is from RefSeq and is a predicted model, not a curated record. Lineage: Eukaryota; Evosea; Eumycetozoa; Acytosteliales; Acytosteliaceae. The transcript has a single exon.